AUGGCUUCUGCUGUGCUGAUGAACCAGAUGAAGCUCAUCAUCUGGAAUAUGGAGGUGACAAGCACCACGAGCAUGGUCAUCCACAGCCUAACAGGAGCACUGGGAGGCCUUGGUGUUCCUUGCAUUGCAGCUGCCAUGGCCUCUGCUGUGCCCCACGAGGAAGAGGCUGCCCAGAGCUCCCUGGAGGAGGAGGAGGAGCAGGAGGUUGUGGAGGAGGUGGCCAAUGUGAGCCUGGUGGGCUCUGCCUGUGAGGUGGUUUCUGCAGCUUGUGCCUCCAGCAGGGAGAGCCAGCCCUGCCUGAGCUCUGUGUGUGACGCUGCAGAGAAGGGAGUGCAGAGUGUGACCCAGGCCACGGCCAGCUGUGUGCAGCCCGUGCUGGCCACCCUGGAGCCCCAUGUGGCUGCAGUGAGUGAAAAUGCUGCCGAGGGUUUGGAUAAACUGGGGGAGAAGCUCCCACUCCCUCCAAAGCCAGUGGAACAGAUUCUGUCUGACACAAAGGAGGUGCUGUCAUCCAUCGUGGCUGAGGUGAAGGAGGCUGUGAGCAGCAGAGAGCUGGAGGUGCUGGAUGUCACCAGGGACACCCUGCAGGGCAGCGAGGGGACAGCCACACCUGCAGUGACCAGUCUGGAGCCUGCAGUGCCACAGAGGGGUGUCCUUGGAGCAGAGGCUGUGCUGGGGACAGCAGAAGGUGACUCUCUCCCCAUUGGAAAUGAGGAGCUAGCCCAGCUGGCAGUGUCUGAGGAGGGCAUGGCAGCUCUGCCCCUGGAGCAGCACAGGCGGUACUUUGUGCACCUGAACUCUGUCUUUGAGGAUCUGCACCUCUUGGCACAGCUGCACUCCACAGGCAGGAUCCAGCAGCUCUUACAGGACUUGCAGGGGGCCCUGGCACAGCUCUACUGCAUCCUCGAGGUGGUUGAGGCAGUGAAACAAUUUAAUCAAAAGCUUCAGGAAGAGCAGGUGAAACUCCACCAGAUGUGUCAGGACUGGACUAGGAAGUAUCUCAAAGAGAGUGGAGAUGAUAGCUCUGCAGAGCCUGAGGAGAUGGAGCGUGGGACACUGCUGAUGGCCUGCAGGAUCAGCCAGCAGCUGCAGCUCUCCUGCUCUAGCCUGGUGGCUGCCAUGCAGGGCCUGCCCUGCUGCCUGCCGGACGAGCUGCAGCGGGCUCUGCAUGCCAUCAGGGAGCUGCCUGCUAUUUUCUCAGGGGCAGGCUACUUCCAGGACUUGUCCAACAGUGUCCUGAGCCAGAGCCAGAGGGAGCUGGCUGUGAUCCAGGAGUACGUGGAGGAGCUGCUGGAUUGCCUGAAGAACAACACUCCUCUGUCCUGGCUGGUGGGACCCUUCUCCCCCAGGGAGGAGGAGGAUCAA
Molecule: messenger RNA, 1365 nt
Organism: Melospiza melodia melodia
Lineage: Eukaryota; Metazoa; Chordata; Aves; Passeriformes; Passerellidae
Product: perilipin-3-like
Exons: 9
Biological process (GO): positive regulation of triglyceride storage; lipid storage
Cellular component (GO): cytosol; lipid droplet
Source: RefSeq, a predicted model, not a curated record